Molecule: messenger RNA, 3015 nt
Organism: Salmo salar (Atlantic salmon)
Lineage: Eukaryota; Metazoa; Chordata; Actinopteri; Salmoniformes; Salmonidae
Biological process (GO): regulation of transcription by RNA polymerase II
Cellular component (GO): nucleus
Molecular function (GO): RNA polymerase II cis-regulatory region sequence-specific DNA binding; DNA-binding transcription factor activity, RNA polymerase II-specific
Source: RefSeq, a predicted model, not a curated record
GCAAUAUCUGUCUUGUUGGAAGGCGAUUUAAUCUGGAAGAGUGUACGAGACAGAAACUUCUAAGAAACAACAACAAAAAUAAUUGCACCGACUCACACGAAUGAUAUCCUACCAUAUCAGGCUGUAUACUGAGAAAGAUGUCAGUCACUGAGGAUGUUCCUGUAAUGGAUGGGGCGGAUCUUCUGGGGAUCCUGUUCCAGGAAGGAGAGACGGGAGCUAACGACCCCUUCUUCCCAUAUGGAAAUGAGUUAGAAAACUGGCUCUCUGAGCAAGAUAUGCUGACAGGCAUGGACACUGAGGACUUCCUGUCCAGCUUGUUUAAGGGAGAAAACAACAUGGCCACCUCCUGUCUCUCCCACUCUCCACUGGGCAGUGAUAGCGGCAUCUCUGACGACAGCAGCACUGGCGGCAUAGUCGGCCAGAAUUUCCUUGCCUUCACCAGCUCCCAGGGGAGUGACGGUGACCCUGCACCCAGCCCAGGGUACUCCCAGUCCAGCCCAAACUAUUCCAACAAUCCCCUGAUGGCUCUGGAGCUCCAGGCUGAGAACCCUCAAGCCCUGACUGUGCAGACAGACCACAGCUACUAUCUGCUCCAGGAAGAGGACAUGGAUGCUCUACAGAGCGUGAGGGCAGAGAAGCUGGAUAUGGAUGUCUUUAUUGAUCUGGACGACCUGGACAGUGAGGGGAUGGAAAUGGAACAAGAUUAUUCCAGUGAAGAACUACCCUGCGCUUUUUCCAUAGAGGACUCUACGCAGGACAACCAAGCGGAUCUGUUCCAGGUCAAGGAGAUUGUCCUGACUGAUGAGGAAAAGAGACUUCUUGCUAAAGAAGGAGCAACCAUACCGUCUUGCAUGCCUCUUACUAAGACUGAGGAGAGGACACUGAAGAGGGUGAGGAGGAAGAUCCGCAACAAGCAGUCGGCCCAGGAGAGUAGGAAGAAGAAGAAGGUGUAUGUGGAUGGCCUGGAGAACAGGGUUUCCAUCUGCACUGCUCACAACCAGGAUCUGCAGAAGAAGGUCCAACUGCUGCAGAACCAAAACAUGUCUCUAAUAGAGCAGCUGAGGAAGCUGCAGGGCAUGAUGAAGAUGUCUACCAUGAAGACAACCACCACCAGCACAUGUGUCAUGGUGUUCCUGCUGUCUUUCUGCCUCAUCGUCUUCCCCUCUGUCAACCCGUUUGGCCGCAGUCCUGGACAGAAGGAGAUAUACACCCCCUCCUCCGUUGUCUCCAGGACCCUGCGCUCUGUUGCUGUUGAUGACACCCCAGACCCUCUGCCCCUGGCUUACUCUGAGCCUGGGGAGGAAGUAGAGGACGCUGAGCCUCCCCCUCUCAGUCUCCUCCUAGUGGCCAAGGUGGAGAACACCAAGGCCAUGUUCACUGGCGGGCAGAACCACACACCAGACUACCAGAAGGUGGAGCAGUCUGAAUCUGAGAGUGGGUUCAACAGCAACUCGUCUGCAGACUUCCCCAGUCCUGGUCAGGCCGAGCUGAAGCAGGGGGCCGGACCCGAGGCUGGGGGCCUGCAGGAGGGAUCCAGGGAUCCAGUGGGAACGGCUGUGGCUUAUGAGGUUCCAGGGACCAAGGAGAACUGGAUCGACAGGAAGACUACAUCCAUCAUUAUACAGCAACACCGCUCGGACGAGAUGUAAACAGAAGAGCUGGUGGUGAAUGAACUAUAGAAGGGAAUGGUGGGAGAGGGUUAAUUAAAGGUUUCAGUUGUUAUUGAUCAUGUUAAUUGAAACUUGGUGGAUGAAGAGAAAAGGGUAUUGAUGUUUUGUUAUUACAGUAUCCUCUGUCUCUACCUGAUUGUCCUCCUUCUGGUGAUACUACUGUUCUUCUUGAAGCACUUUAUUCUAAUGCCUUGUUCAAGUGCUAGAAUGGACUACUGAGAUUUCCAUUGUUAUGCAUAGUCUUUAUUCUAAUGCCUUGUUCAAGUGCUAGAAUGGACUACUGAGAUUUCCAUUGUUAUGCAUAGUCAUCAUCCUCUCAUCGAGGGGGGGGGGGGGAAAGCGCACUAUGAAAAUGAGUAGUAAUGUGUUGACAUCCCAUGAUUGCUGAAGACUUUUUAAAACCUGAAUUCUCUAUUUAAAAACAAAACAAACUGACAACAGUUAAUUCUGUCCACCUGUGUGGUGCAUCUCCAGCAGGUGUUGAUAUGUACCUUGCUAGUGAUUUACCAGUUCCUUUCAUAGUGUAUAGUUAAGUUCUCUGUUAGUUUGAACAGUCAGCAUCCAUAGUAUAAAUGCAUUCUCAUGAUUCUAGAUCAAAACUGUUGAUCUGUAUACACUGCUUUAGCCAUUGCAGGACAUUUGGCCAUUUUAGAUUUUGUGUAAAAAAAUAAAUAAUAAUAAUAAUAUAUAUAUAUAUAUAUAUAUAUAUAUAUGUAUGUAUGUAUAUAUAUAUGUAUGUAUGUAUGUAUGUAUAUAUAUAUAUGUAUGUAUAUAUAUGUAUGUAUGUAUGUAUAUAUAUAUAUAUGUAUUUCCCUUGUAACAAGGGUAUUCGUGCUUUCUUUGAUUUGUUUUGCUUUUGGAACAAAUUGCAAUAUGACAAAGGGUGCUCUGUAAUGAGUCCCCAUUUUCACUAGUUUAGACCUUUUUAGUUAGGAGCUGUUUCAGUCCUUUAUCCAGUGGUUCAGCCUGGACCUGUUUUUACCCCCGGACACCUUUCAAGUCCGUGUCAUAUGGAGAGGUGAACAUUUUAACAUAUGUUCCUUAUGUUAAUUCAGUGUUGCAAUUUAACUAUACUCCAGUGUAAUGGCCUGUCAGUCCAUUCAGUGAGGCGUUUUUGUUAGAGUACAUUGUGUAUUAUCUGGGUUAUCAGUGAUUUAUGAAAUCUAAAUGCUUAUUGGAACAUUUGGUUAUUUUUGUACCUAUAAAGAGAUUUCAUUUGGGUUAAUCAGGUUAAAAGAAAUUACUAAUCCCGGUUUGAAAUGUAAAUCGGACGGAACGAUUGUAAUGUACGUUUUCAACUGUUUGACACUGACCGUCAUUAAAAGUCCCUUUUUUUUAAUUCAAA